Molecule: messenger RNA, 2001 nt
Organism: Trematomus bernacchii (emerald rockcod)
Lineage: Eukaryota; Metazoa; Chordata; Actinopteri; Perciformes; Nototheniidae
Gene: psmd5
Product: proteasome 26S subunit, non-ATPase 5
Exons: 10
Coding region: 1-1560 (519 amino acids)
Biological process (GO): proteasome assembly
Cellular component (GO): cytosol
Source: RefSeq, a predicted model, not a curated record
AUGGAAGAAGAAGUUCGGCGGAAGAUUCCCACAACAUUGCAAGUCAUGGCGGCUUCCAUCGAGGGUUUACUGGAAGAAAUCUCCGGCGUCGAUGAUCCAAUUGAAGAACUACAAUGUUUAAAAACGGCUUUAUUAUCCAUUCCUCUGCGGGACUUGAGAGAUUCGGUGAGCGGACAGAGAUUCAACGUGAUCUUCUCUCUGUUACACUCAGAUGACAAGGAGCAGGUUGAGCUGUGUGUGGGAAUCCUUGAACGCAUCUUACUGGCCCUGGGCCCCGUGACCCUGGCCCAGAGCUACAGGGCAGAGCUGCAGGGCGGGCUGACUCAUCCUAAUGACACCGUCAAGAUACUGGCUCUGACGCAGAUUGGUCGAAUGGUGGAGCAUCCAGAAGCUUCCACAGAAAUCCUCAACAACCAUGACAUUCUUGCAGCAACCAUCUGCUGCAUUGGGGAGGAGAAGAUGGAUGUGGCAAAGCAGGCCAUUCAGUCGCUGUCCAAACUGAGUCACUCCAAGCCCGGCUUAGACAAACUGUUCCAAACCGACCUGCUGAAAGUCAUCAAGGAUGUGAUGGCCACAAGUGACAUCAUCAGAUACAGGAUAUAUGAGCUGGUGGUGGAAAUCUCGUCUGCAUCUCCCAUUUCCCUCGGUUACUGCGCCAAAAGCGGCUUUAUUGCUCAGCUGCUUGGAGAACUGACAGGAGACGAUGUAUUGACCAGAGCUACAUCCAUUGAGAUGGUCACGUCUCUAGCGUACACUCAGCAUGGCCGCAAGUAUUUGGCCCAGCAGGGAAUAAUGGACAAGGUCUCCAACAUGAUCAAGGGAGCGGACACCGACCCUUUCUCUGCACUCUACAUUCCUGGUUUGGUGAAGUUCUUCGUAAACCUGGCCAUCAUGGACAGCCCGCAGCAGGUGUGUGAAACCUACCCGGUCUUCCAGAACAAGGUGUUUGAGAUGGCUCUGGAUCCGGACCCUGCGAUGAUCGGGGUGGCUCUGGACACUUUGGGACUACUCGGAUCUACUGUGGAGGGCAAGCAGGUCUUUCACAAAACAGGAGAAAGGUUUAAGGCUGUGUGGUUGAUUAUGAGUAAGAUUGCUGGCGCUGGAGCUACAGAGCUCAGAGUACGCAGCCUGGACGCCAUAUCACAGCUUCUCACUCUACAGCUGGAGCAGCAGACAGAGGACCUGUUGGCCCUGACGGAGUCCUGGUUCCUACUUUUGUCUAACCUGCCCAUGGACAUGAUCCGCAACAUCAGCAUUCAGCCGUUCCCAGAGCUGCAUUGUGCGGCCAUGCGGGUAUUUACUGCCAUUUCCACUCAGCUGUGGGGUCAGAAGUUGAUGAUCAGCACUCCCAGCUUCAUGGAGUUUAUUUUGGAUCGUUCCGCGGGGCAGACAAAGGAUGCUAAAGACGCUAAGUUUGAUCUGAUGGGCUCUCUGGUGUGUUCGUCGACGGCAGCAGAGAUCCUGGGCAGCCAGCACUACAUCCGUCUGAAGACAUACCUCCGAGAGGGGCCGUACUACAUCUCUCCUGUGGUCGCUGUGUGCACCGAGGGCGCAGACUGAUCCAACACUCAGAAACUUCUUCAGAAACAAUCAGAGUUUCUGCCUAAUGCUUAAGUACUCAGUAAACAGCAAUAAUAUAAUGGUACCAGAUCAAAUAACUUUUAUGGUAUGAUUGAGGAGAUUAUAUUAAUAAGUGAACUUAUAAUAUAUGACAAAAUCAAUGGAACCUGAGUGGUUAUUAUAAUUGGUGUUGUAGGAACAUAAUGUUUAACACACGAUUAGUUACUGAGUCUUUACUGAGUACUUAAGCAGUCAUUUAAGAGGUUUAUAAUUGAUGUACGCUCAAAUGUUUACCAUUCAGGCACAAAUCCAUACCCUCAUAUUUUACAGUUUUUUAAAUCUCAUUAAUCAGACUCCCACACUCCAAAUGCUUCAGAAUUUUUUUGUUAAUUAAACGGAAGGAUUUUUUUGUAAUAAAGAACAUGCGUUCUUGACGCCCUA